AUGCUUCCUCCGCCCAAUGCAGACCAGCCUUUUAUGUACGUAUCGGCGCUUGAGGGAGGACACCUUCGCAUCCCCUGCGAUUUGGUUGUAGACGACAACUCGCAGGGAGAGUUUGUGUCGUGUCCAUCUCUUGCCUUUGCGCUACGACACUCCGAGACCAAGUCAUGGGUUGUCUUCGACUUAGGUAUACGGCGCGACCUCGAAGGAUACACCCCUCUGUCCCAGGAGCGCAUCAAGGCCGUGGGGUUCGCCCCUUUUGUGAACCAGACAGUCGCGGAGUCACUGGUUAAGGGAGGUAUUUCCCCUGAUGAGGUUGAAACUGUCAUCAUUAGCCACUUACACUGGGAUCACAUCGGGGACCACGAGCCAUUCACCAGAGCUACAUUUGUUGUGGGAGAGGGAUGCAGGGAGCUCCUGGCUUCAGGAUAUCCCAUGAACCCGGACUCCUUCUUCUCUUCGACCGCUCUUCCGCAUGAGCGCACUAAAUUUCUUCCUCUAUCCGACUUCAGUCUCCCGAUCGGCCCAUUUCCGCUUGCAUUGGAUUUUUUCGGCGAUGGCAGCAUGUAUGUGAUUGACGCGCCAGGGCACGUCAGAGGACACAUAAACAUACUUGCGCGCACCAGCUCAGAUGGCGCAUGGAUUCUCCUUGGAGGAGAUUCUGCUCACGACUACAGAUUGAUUACGGGCGAGAAAGAUGUCGCACAUCGCAUUGAUUCGUCAGGUUGCGUCAGGUGCAUGCAUGAAGAUAAAGAUAAAGCUGUGGAGAAUAUCGCAAGGAUCCGGUCGCUGUUGGAAAUUCCGAGAGUGCAGGUGUUGAUUGCUCACGAUUCGAAGUGGUAUGAGGAGAACAAGGGGUCUGCCUUCUUGCCUGGUAACAUAUUGCCAUUGGCUGCAUGA
Messenger RNA from Suillus discolor, 897 nucleotides. RefSeq names its product beta-lactamase-like protein. The record is from RefSeq and is a predicted model, not a curated record. NCBI's taxonomy places the organism in Eukaryota, Fungi, Basidiomycota, Agaricomycetes, Boletales, Suillaceae. The coding region runs from base 1 to 897 and encodes 298 amino acids. The transcript has 3 exons.